Messenger RNA from Aplysia californica (California sea hare), 4344 nucleotides. RefSeq names its product 5-oxoprolinase. The transcript has 34 exons. Gene Ontology annotation, biological process: glutathione metabolic process. Lineage: Eukaryota; Metazoa; Mollusca; Gastropoda; Aplysiida; Aplysiidae. Gene Ontology annotation, cellular component: cytosol. The coding region runs from base 263 to 4156 and encodes 1297 amino acids. The record is from RefSeq and is a predicted model, not a curated record. Gene Ontology annotation, molecular function: 5-oxoprolinase (ATP-hydrolyzing) activity.
GUCCAAGCAUUGACUGGGAAGUUCAUGACAACAUUCAGACAGACAACUCAGCAUGACAUUGCUCUUCAGAUGCAAAAAUAGAUUUGAAACAGCGAAUUAAUUUUUGUACGGCUUCUCGGAUAUUGACUUCCACUGCAUCAUCUACAUUCCAAGUCUACGUCGAGAAACAAUAAUUAGUGCCUGGACAACAACAAAAAUUGACCUCUCUUCUCUUAUUUCUCCCAUCCAAAGAGACAAUUAGAUAGGCCUAGCGAAGAAAAAGAUGUCUACGAAAGCUGCAAAUGGAAAGUUUCAGUUUGCUAUUGAUCGAGGGGGCACUUUCACAGACGUAUGGGCCCGUCUGCCCAGUGGAGAGACCCGUGUGAUGAAACUGCUUUCCGAAGAUCCAGAGAAUUAUGCCGAUGCUCCAAAAGAAGCCAUUCGACGCAUCAUUGAACAAGAGUUAGGAACUUCGCAGAAAGAAAAUAUUAACACUUCCGUUAUUGACUGGAUCCGCAUGGGGACAACAGUUGCCACAAAUGCCUUGCUUGAACGGAAAGGAGAACCGAUGGCAUUGGUGAUCACUAACGGGUUUAAGGACUUACUGCAUAUUGGCAACCAGGCACGCCCCAACAUUUUUGACCUGGAAAUUGUAAGCCCGGAAAAUUUGUAUCAAGAUGUCGUUGAAGUUGAAGAACGCAUGGUGCUGAACCAAGGAGAGAAUCAGUCUGAUGGCAGUAAUAAAGUGGUCACGGGAACCACUGGAGAACGUUUGGAAAUGUGGACGUCGCUGAAUGUACAAAAACUGCGCGAAGAUCUGCAAAAGGUCCUGGACAAAGGAAUCAAAAGUUUGGCUGUUGUUCUCAUGCACUCCUAUAUCUACAAAGAUCAUGAAGAACUCAUUGGAAACCUAGCCAAAGAGAUGGGAUUCUCAAAUGUUUCUCUUUCUUCCAACGUGAUGUCAAUGAUCCGGAUAGUGCCCAGAGGCUACACAGCCUGUGCAGAUGCAUAUUUGACACCAUGCAUCAAAAAGUACAUUGAUGGAUUUAAGGAAGGCUUGCAGGAUGCGAAAGUUUUAUUCAUGAGGUCUGAUGGAGGACUGACACCUAUGGAAAGUUUCAUGGGCUCUCAUGCCAUUCUGUCUGGUCCUGCGGGCGGUGUUGUUGGUUAUGCGGAGACCACGUACAGCCGAGAGAGAAGAGUGCCAGUCAUUGGAUUUGACAUGGGAGGAACAUCGACUGAUGUCAGCCGUUUCGCUGGAGCCUUUGAGCAUGUGUUUGAGUCCACCACUGCAGGCAUCACAAUUCAGGCCCCACAACUGGACAUCAACACGGUGGCGGCCGGCGGUGGGUCAAUGCUGUUCUUCCGCUCAGGAAUGUUUGUGGUGGGGCCGGAGUCUGCAGGGGCACAUCCUGGGCCAGUCUGCUAUAUGAAGGGUGGACCCUUGACUAUCACAGAUGCAAACUUGUGUUUAGGACGUUUACUGCCUGAGUAUUUCCCUCACAUUUUUGGUAAAACUGAGGACAAGCCAUUAGAUAAGGCAGCCACUCUUAAGGCUUUUGGCUUACUUACAUCUGAGGUGAACGACUUCUUAAAAGAGCAAGGAGCUGAUCCUAUGACGAAAGAAGAAGUAGCACUGGGAUUCAUCAGAGUUGCCAACGAAGCGAUGUGCCGACCCAUUCGAGCCCUUACUCAGGCUAAAGGUUAUGACACAGCAAAGCACAUUCUGGCUUGUUUUGGUGGGGCUGGGGGCCAACACGCUUGUGCCAUCGCCCGCUCCCUGGGCAUGUCUGAGGUCUAUAUACACAAAUAUGCUGGCAUCCUGUCAGCCUAUGGCAUGGCUUUGGCUGAUGUUGUGUACGAAGCCCAAGAGCCAUCGGCGCUAACCUACAGUGCAGAAAACUUUGCUCAGCUCAAUGAAAGAAUAGCAGCUCUAGAGAAGAAAUGUCAGGAAGAGUUGAAGGUGCAAGGCUUUGAUAGUGAUCACAUCGAGACCCAGCCGUUCCUGCAUCUGCGUUACGAUGGCACGGACUGCGCUCUCAUGUGCACCGCGUCACCUUCCUCUGACAAUGGCAUGAGCUGUGGGUUCGGAGACUUCUACACCUCUUUCUUCAACAGGUACAAAACAGAGUUUGGAUUCACGCUGAAGGGCAGAGACAUUUAUGUGGACGAUGUCCGUGUGAGAGGCGUGGGAAAGUCACAAGCUGCUUCGGCCAAAGAGAUUCCCAAAGCGGCUGGACCCCCUGUCAAAGAAAAGACGGUGAAGUGCCACUUUGAGGAGGGCUGUUUGGAGACUGCGGUGUUCCGACUCGAGAAUUUGUCAGCUGGUCACAAAAUGGAUGGGCCAGUCCUCAUCAUUGACAAAAACAGCACCAUCCUGGUAGAGCCGGAGUGCCAGGCUGAGAUCACUCCUCUAGGAGACAUCCGCAUCAAGGUUGCCAGUCAGAACAAGAAAGUCAUCGGCACCGACCUGGAUGCAAUCCAGCUGUCUAUCUUCUCUCACAGGUUCAUGAGCACGGCUGAACAAAUGGGCAGGGUGCUGCAGAGAACAUCUAUUUCAACCAACAUAAAGGAACGUCUCGACUUCAGCUGUGCAAUGUUUGGUCCUGACGGGGGACUCGUUGCCAAUGCUCCACACAUUCCGGUCCACUUGGGAGCCAUGCAAGAAACAGUGCAGUACCAGAUGAAGACUCUUGGCGCAGAUUUUCAUGAUGGAGACGUGGUGCUGAGUAACCACCCACAGGCAGGUGGAAGCCAUUUGCCCGACCUAACAGUCAUCACACCAGUUUUUCACAAGAGCCAACCGAAGCCUGUGUUCUUUGUGGCAAGUCGCGGACACCAUGCAGACAUAGGGGGGAUAACUCCCGGCUCCAUGCCACCGCACUCUACAUCUAUCUUCCAGGAGGGUGCUGUCUUCAAAUCCUUCAAACUGGUGGAAGCUGGAGACUUUAAGGAAAAAGAGGUGACGGAAGCGUUCAACGACCCGGCAAAGUACCCGGGAAGCAGCAGCUCCAGAAACCUCCACGACAACCUCAGUGACCUCAAGGCUCAGGUGGCAGCCAAUCACAAGGGCAUUCAACUGAUAUCCGAUCUGAUAGAUGAGUAUGGUCUCAAUGUGGUGCAAGCUUACAUGAAGUACAUCCAGGAAAAUGCUGAAGUGGCAGUGAAGGACAUGCUGCGUGAGAUUGCAUCCAAAACGAAAGCAACAACAGGGAAAACAGAACUGUACGCUGAGGACUUCAUGGAUGAAGGAACUAAAAUCUGCCUGCGCAUCACAAUUGAUGAAGUUGAGGGCACAGCUGUAUUUGACUUCUCCGGGACGGGCUUCCAGGUUCACGGCAACACCAACGCCCCUCGCGCCAUCACACUGUCGGCCAUCAUCUACUGCAUGAGGUGCAUGGUGGGCCACGACGUGCCCCUCAACCAGGGAUGUCUGAAGCCAAUCCGAAUCGUGAUGUCCCCUGGCAGCAUCAUUGACCCGUCGGAAGAAGCAGCUGUUGUGGGUGGGAAUGUGCUGACCUCACAGAGGAUCGUGGACGUCAUUCUGAGGGCUUUUGGCGUGUGUGCCGCCUCGCAAGGUUGCAUGAACAACAUUACCUUCGGCAAUGAGAAAGUCGGUUACUACGAGACGGUGGCAGGUGGCGCUGGAGCAGGUCCCAGCUGGCACGGACGGAGUGGCGUGCAUACCCACAUGACCAACACAAGGAUCACAGACCCUGAAAUCCUGGAGAAAAGGUACCCAGUGGUUUUACAAUGUUUCAAGCUCAACGAGGGCACAGGGGGAGAUGGUCAGUACCAUGGAGGGGAUGGAGUGGUUCGUGAGCUGAUGUUCCGUGAACCGUUCACUCUAUCCAUCCUUACAGAACGCAGGGUUUUCCCUCCGUAUGGACUGAAAGGAGGUAUGCCAGGUCAACGCGGUCGUAACCUGAUCACGUACUCUGAUGGAAGGGUCAUUGAUCUGGGAGCCAAGAAUUCAGUGGAUGUCAAACGUGGGGAUGUUUUCCGUCUGGAGACUCCGGGGGGUGGAGGGUACGGUCCGCCAGGGUCAGAGAAUGCAGAAGGAGACAUGGAAGUUGAAGUUUCCUCCAGCAAAAAGAGGAAACUGGAGGCGAAAGGGAACCCACAAAUGCAAUCUGGAAGCCUCUUCUCCUACAAGCUUAUGCAAGAGUCAUCGUAAAAGAUUUUGUUGGGGGUUUUUGUUUUUAGAUUUCUCUCACUCUCACAUAUAACCUCUAAUGAAAGUUUUUCUUGAAGAUGGCUGCUGCAUGAAAGACUUAUUUUGUACAGAUGUGUUACGACAUAGUGAAAUCAGGCGCGCUCAUAUGACCUUAGCAGUUGCGAGCGCCGUAAAAUCCUAUACUACUA